Messenger RNA from Epithele typhae, 2331 nucleotides. RefSeq lists its product as uncharacterized. Lineage: Eukaryota; Fungi; Basidiomycota; Agaricomycetes; Polyporales; Epitheliaceae. The record is from RefSeq and is a predicted model, not a curated record. The transcript is spliced from 7 exons. Bases 1 to 2331 code for a protein of 776 amino acids.
AUGCCCGACAACCCAUCACGCUCUCCAUCCCCCACCCGCACGGAGUCAAGCGCACACGAGACGGACUCGUACAAGCCCUCGCGCAACCCAUCCCCUGCUCGGGACCCCGAGGUCGGCCAAGGUGACAACCCAAGCGCUCUGCCACCCGCCGGCAAGCCCAAGAAGGGUCGCAAGAACAACAAGAAAGCCAAGGCCCCGACGACUCAAGACACCAUCGAAUCGUCCGACGAUGACGAACCAAAGCCUAAGAAAGCGAAGAAGCGCAGGGGCAAGGGGCGUGCAGGCCCUAUCCCCAUGCUGGUCGAGCCGACGGCGGAGGAGAAGAACCACGGAGAUCGUAUGGACUGGGAUGGUCAUUACGCCACUCACCGCCAUUACUACGCCACCCGGUACGAAGACUGGAGGAAACAAUCUCGCAAGGAGAAGAGCAAGUUCAUCAUCGACCGCGCAAACGAGGCCAUGCAGCAGUGGGGUCUAGAACCGGACUCGAAGGCAACAUCAAACUGGUUUAUUGAGAAAUCCCACCACUGGUUCAACAACGUCCAGAAGCACAGAGACUGGCAAGACUGGAUCCAGAAGAUCAUCGGCAACGAGCACCGUCCGCAGAUUCGCAGUGUCGCCGCUCGACCACACGAACCGACGCCUCUAGUCAAGCGGAUGGUUCAACGAGCAUCCGCUGCCUUCGUUCUGUGGGCCCGAGACCCGAAGAACAAGACGAGGGUCCCCGAGUACGACGGCCCUAACCCCGGGAAGCGUGCGUCACUCAGGUCGCAGGCGUUCGAGAAGGAACCCACCGAGGUGCAGGACUACUACAAAAAGCUCGCUCAUGAGGAGUCUCAUCGCGCGGAUCCGAAGGUAGUCUUCGAGAACCAAGAGACCACGGGCUCCCUGCUCGAACAGAGCUUUGAUCAGCUUGCUGGGUUCCAUAUUGCAGGCACCGGGCAAUCGUCCUUCUCCACGAUCUGGAUCACACGCAAGUCUAACAAUGAGUUGCAUUUCGAGUACCUGUCUGGCGGCGUCAAGACGGAAGAAGACUUUUGGGCGUUCGAGGGAGGGCCGACCGCUGCAGAGAGAGACCGCAUUCACAGGUUUGCGGAAUCCCAUAUUCCGCCGAACCCCGACUUUCCCGCUGACGAUGAAAAGAACGAGUUGCCUGCAUGGGACCCGAGAACGACUACCCAAAUGCUGGCUCUCAAGAACGUCCACGACUACUUGCAGGCCGCGUAUCGUAUGGCACAUCCUCAAGACCCCGCGGUCGCGCUGAGCGUUGCCGAUAUUGGUCAGAAGCACACCAUCGCGGAUGCCUGGCAGGACGCCGGCAUUGAGGGCCUUGAGACGAUGCCCUUGCCCGAGUUCAUCGCUCUAUACCAGCGGCUCUACGACGCCCAAGGCACCUCCGACGCCUUCCGUUUCCUCCCAAGCGACCUUGCUCCACCCCAGCCUCCCCCCGCCGGUGUCUACGAUACGCAAACGAUCUACCGAUCGCCGGCAAAGCGCACCGAAAAACACGCCCGCGUGUGGGAUCUAGGCUCUCCCCCCUUACCGCCACUCGACCUAACUCCUGACCUCCACGCUCCCGCUUCUAGCGUUGCUACACCACCAGCCCGUGAGAACACAUUCACAGAGCUCGAGUCGCUCGAACAUGAAGUCGACCAGCGCGAUCGGGCGGACGAACAACACGCCGAGGACGAGCGCGCUCAGCGCGAGACCGAACAACGCGAACGCGUCGAGCGCACCCGUCUCCAAGCCGAAGAGCACAUCCGCAUCGAGCGCGAGGCUGAAGUGCGCGCCCGCGUCGAGGCUGAAGAGCACGCCCGCAUCGAGGCCGAAGAGCGCGCCCGCGUCGAGCGCGAGCAAGAUAUCCAGAGGCAAGAGCGCGAAGUACAAGAACAAAUCACUCGAGAGUCUCGAGCUCGCAUCCAGCACCUGGUCCAAGAACGCACCGCCAAAAACUCUUCACUCCUCACUCAGGAGCAGGCAGAGCAGCAAGAAGGCUCGCGUGGCCACGAGAACGCCCGCGAACACGAGACGGGGCAUCCUGAGCAGCUCGAGAGGCGAACAACGAGGGCCCAGGCAGCUGCUAAGACUGCUACGGCCGAGCCGAGGCGCAGCACUCGUGGUGCCCAGCCCCCAUGUUCCUCUCCUACAAGCGUCAGCAACACCUACUCGCUCAGGCGCAAAGCCGACGCGGUUGAGGGCAACGAUAGCGCGUCGGUGAAUGGAGGGGCGAAGCGACAGAAGACAGCACAAUCGAGCAAACCCGCCCCUAGGCCGAGGGCGAAGGCGGCGACGUCCGGCUCCCGACCGGCGACGAGGAGCAGCGCUCGCUAG